Messenger RNA from Gadus morhua (Atlantic cod), 1865 nucleotides. RefSeq names its product gem (nuclear organelle) associated protein 8 (gene gemin8). NCBI's taxonomy places the organism in Eukaryota, Metazoa, Chordata, Actinopteri, Gadiformes, Gadidae. The transcript is spliced from 4 exons. Bases 402 to 1079 code for a protein of 225 amino acids. The record is from RefSeq and is a predicted model, not a curated record. Gene Ontology annotation, biological process: spliceosomal snRNP assembly. Gene Ontology annotation, cellular component: SMN complex.
CCUUAAACCAAGUGACUGAAAAACGCCUUCUCUUCUAUUACGUAUAUUUCGAUGGAUUUAUUUGAAUGGAAGACGUAGAACAAAAUUGAUAUGAUCGAAAUUAUUAUUCAAAUAUUUUUUUAAUAAUAAUAGUUAUAAAAACUAAUUAAACAUACAAUGACAAUCUACAAAUGCCCAUCCGGGAUCUGUAUGUAUUCUCCGUUCGUCUUGUAGAGGGCGCUGUUGUGGUAACCAGUGACACAACCUAAUGUGUGUUUGCUGUAAGGCUGCUGGAGAGACUAUUUUAACAAUCAACCAGCAACGAGUCACAAGGGACUAGUCUGCCUACGCUGACUUUAUCUGCGGUCCACUCCCUGCUACACAAGUGAUCCUCCAUCCUGCUGCACAAGUGAUCCAUCCUCAUGGCCACAGAGAAGACUGCCUGGGUGUCCAGCCCUUCGUACAGUCGGUACUGGCGGCACUACCAGCAGGCCAUGGGCUGGUACCAGACACACCGACAAGCCUUCAGCAAGGCGCUGCUCGCGGCUCAUGGCCCGGCGUGCUACGGUCAGCUGUACCCCUGUAAAUCCUCCUCUAACCAACUCAACCACCUGUACACUGAACGGCACGGCGGGGCCAGGGACUGUGGCGGCCGGGGGAGGAGAGGGGAGAAGAGGUACAGGGAGUCGCCUGAGCCGCUGGGCUGUGAGGAGGAAGUGGAGGAGGACAGCGACUUGGAGGAAGGAGAACCAGAGAUUGAAUGUGACGUAAGCAACAUGGAGAUCACGGAGGAGCUCCGGCAGUACUUCGCCCUGACGGAGAAGCACAGAGAAGAACUCAAGAAGCAGCAGGAGCUGGAGGACAAGGAGCACGCCUGCUACGUGCCCGCCGACCAGGACCUCCACCGGGGGGCGCGGCUGGGCACGACCGCCGCGCCCAACGAGCGUCCCGGGGUACGGCGCGGGGCGGAGAUGAGGAAGCUGUACGGCGUGGACACGGCCAAGAUCCAGGCCAUGGAGGCAGCGCUGCAGCUCAACUUCGACCGUAACUGCGACCGCAAGCUGCCCAAGUACUGGCCCGUCAUCCCCCUGCGCCUCUGACCCCUGACCAGUGGCUAGGGGGUUCUGAGGGCGGGAUGGAGGGACCCGCUGUUUGCUCAAGGGCACUUAGUCGGUAGUGAAAGUUUGGAUUCCUUACGAUUCUUGAAGAUGUGGAUGGAGUUCAGGGCUGUGGGGCCUGCGUGGUCAGCGAGCCGCCAUGAUGGAUCUCAGCGCCUGAUGGGACCUGAAGGCGGAACCCAGACGACCUUAAGAACCAAGAUGUCCUACUGCACUCACUGGCUGUCAGUCAGAGGAUUUGUUUGAUCGUUGGUUGAACGCCCUUUGGGAAUUUUAAGGAUUCGUCCCUUGGGCAGCGACACCACUUCUGAAUGAUGCAAACACAGUCAAGGAAACCUGUAUGAUUUCAGUUGUUAUAAAUUGCUUACGUUCCAGCAGGUGGCAGUGUUUGACUGUUGCCCUGAAGUAUUUUUCUGCGGGCAUUCAUUUCACAAGGAGGUUAGGGUUAAUUUUAGAGUGGAGUUAUUUUUCAGGCAACUUGAGUACUGUGUGUGUGUGUGUGUGUGUGUGUGUGUGUGUGUGUGUGUGUGUGUGUGUGUGUGUGUGUGUGUGUGUGUGUGUGUGUGUGUGUGUGUGUGUGUGUGUGUGUGUUGCUCUCACUUUAAGGAGCUGUUUGAUGCAGACAUUGAUUUUAUUGGGGUUCCACGUUUCUGGACCCCGUUCUCACUUACUCCACAUGUUGGAGGUUCACUUUUUAUCGUUAUGCCUUACUGUUCAUUUAAAGGUUAUUUUUAUGUUUUGUAAUAAAGAUUUUUGCAUUUGGAUGAA